CCUGUUCCCUUCUACGGCAUUGGAAGGCUUCCGUCAAUGAAACUCUACUUGUUCUUGGAGUAAAGUGCCAUGGAUCGAGACCAUGUUUGAUAAUUCAAUCCGUUGAGAGGAGGACUAACCAGAAUUGCUGCUGGAUUUUCAUUAACGUGCAGAAAUUGGAAAAAAGAUGGAAUCCAAACGCGUAUAUCUCAAGAACACGCUAGCAAGGCUACUGGACAAUUGCAGGAACAUGAAGGAACUCAAACCGAUUCAUGCCCAGAUCAUAGCAUCCCCUUUCCUGUUAACAACUGAUCGUUAUUACCUCAUUUCUCGCCUCAUUUUCUUUUGCACCGUCUCAAACUCUGGCUCUCUCAGCUAUGCCGACAGUGUUUUCCGACUCAUCUCCAACCCGAGUUUGUUUGCUUACAAUGCCAUGAUCAGAGCUCACGCUUCCAAGAACAGUGACCCCGCUUCUUUCCAAUCUUUAAUUUUGUAUAAAAGAUUGUUACUUGAUGGGUUUACACCAGAUUUUAUUACGUUGCCCUUUGUUUUGAAAGAAUGUGUUAAGAGGGCCAAUGGUGGGUUUUCCGGUCAAAGCAUCCAUUCUCAUGUUUUCAAAGCAAUACAGGUGUUUGACGAAAUGUCUCACAGAGAUAUCGUGUCAUGGAAUUCGAUGAUUGUUGGGUGUUUGCGAAACAAGCAGCUUGAUUUCGCCAUGGAUUUUUUCAGGAAAAUGACAGAGACGAAGAACAUCAUCACAUGGAAUUCAAUGAUCACAGGGUUUGUUCAGUGCGGUAAAGGAAAGGAGGCUCUGGAUUUGUUCCAUGAAAUGCAGAUUUCUAGUGAUGAUAAAACCAUCCCGGAUAAAAUCACAAUGGCUAAUGUUAUUACGGCUUGUGCAUCUCUUGGCGCUAUUGAUCACGGGGAGUGGGUUCACGGCUUCCUAAAAAGGAGCAAGAUUGAAUGUGACACUGUGAUUGCUACUGCUUUAGUGGAUAUGUAUGGGAAAUGUGGUCGCGUUGACAAAGCAUUCCAAGUUUUUAAGGAAAUCAAAAGGAAGGACGUUUUGGCGUGGACUUCCAUGAUUUCGAUCUUCGCCCUCCAUGGAAAUGCCAAAAGAGUCUUUGAGCUUUUCAAAGACAUGGAAACUGCAGGUGUAAAGCCUAACCACGUAACCUUUACUUCGUUGUUAUCUGUUUGUGCCCAUUCUGGGCUAGUUGAGAAAGGUCGUUGGGUUUUCAAUGCAAUGAAGAGUCUCUAUUCUCUAGACCCACAAGCUCAACACUAUGCUUGUUUCGUUGAUCUCUUGGGUCGGGCCGGGCUGUUCGAUGAGGCUGAAGGGCUUAUCAGAAGUAUGCCAAUGGAGCCCGAUGUGUUCGUGUGGGGAGCACUACUUGGUGGGUGUCAAAUCCAUAGGAAUUUUGAACUUGGAGAGAAGGUCGCUAAGCAUUUGAUUUCCCUGCAACCUCUGAACCAUGCUUUUUAUGUCAAUCUUUGCGAUAUUUAUGGAAAAGCAGGCAAGUUUGAUGACGCAAAGAGAGUGAGAGCUGUGAUGAAUACCAAAGGAAUAUCAAAAGAAGCUCCCGGGCUCAGCAUGAUCGAAAUUGAUGGGGUUGUUCAUGAAUUUUCUGUAAGAGGAUCUGCUGAGGUUGUUUUGCAAGAAAUAAAGCCUUUAUUGGAUGCCUUAAGUUGUCUCAACUCAUUCCUGAUAUCAUUCGAUGCUAUAGCAGUGGAGGCCGCACUAUUGUUUUCACUGAAACUAAGGAUUAUGCUUCUGAACUUGCUUCGUUGUUAUCCGAUGCUCGUCCUUUACAUGGUGAUAUUCGACAGGCCCAACGUGAGGAUUCUGAUUAGGUCAGUUCACGACCUUAGUCGCGACGAAUGUGGCUGCUUGCAGAUUGGACAUUGACGUUUUGCUUGCAAUUCAGCUGAUGUUGCCAAAAUUGUUGGCAGAGAAGCUUCUGAAGAAAUUGCGGCAACCUCUGAUAGGCGUACAUAUAUUGUGAUACCCCCAUAACUUGAUCAAUGCCUCUAAUCUCUCUGCUGUUGAACUUCUUGCAAAGGCACUCACAAAAAUUUCCAGAUAUACAAAGAUGAAGAGGAGUUCACUUCUUACUUCAAUGGAGAAUUAUGUUACUCUGCGCAUUGUUAGUGGAGUCCCUGUGUAUUCUUCUUCGCGAACACAUACAAUAACUGUGGAUGGGGAAGUGUUUCUGAGUGCUUAAAGUGGUGUCAUAAGUGGGGUUCCCCAGCAUUGCCCUUUGCCAUAUGAUUUGGGUAUAGUUCCUUGAAAGAUUUUUACCUGAAUCAAUCAAAGGAGUUGCAAUGACGGUCGAUGGAGGAGCGGUGUUUGAUGUAUGUACAGAAUGUGUGAAAAGGUUUCUAUCGAUCAAAGGUGCCUGUAUUUUGCCAUCUCUAAUAGUUUCCAUAUUUCCGUUUAGGUUUGACAUUAUUUUACUUCCUUACCCAUGAUUAUAUCAUUUUGAUAGCAAUGCACUUUUUGUUUA
Molecule: messenger RNA, 2486 nt
Organism: Cuscuta campestris
Lineage: Eukaryota; Viridiplantae; Streptophyta; Magnoliopsida; Solanales; Convolvulaceae
Source: the annotation of a GenBank genome assembly